AUGAGGAAAGUGCCGCGGAGAUCCUGUGCCUUUGGUCUCGAGCCCCUUAAUGCGGCGCCCGUCCUGCAGGUCACCGCCCCGACACGCCUGUCCGCAUCCCCCGUCUGGUCCCCCGUCGCGAUGGCCUCCACCGUGACGAGCACGUUCUUCGGGGCUGGCAUCAAGCCGGCAGCCGGCCAGGGCAAGGGAACGCGGCAGGUGACGCGAGCUGCCGUUGAUGAGUGGUACGGCCCCAAGAGGAACCUGUGGCUGGGGCCCCUCACCCAGGCCGUGCCCCCCUACCUCAAGGGCGAGUUCCCUGGGGACUAUGGCUGGGACUCUGCCGGCCUCUCCGCUGACCCAGAGACCUUCAGGAGAUAUCGUGAGGCGGAACUCAUCCACGCCCGCUGGGCGAUGGUGGGAACUGUGGGGUGCCUCAUCCCUGAGCUUUGUGCCAAGUAUUUGGGGACAGACCUGGCCGAGCCCGUCUGGUGGAAGGCAGGAUCUUCGAUCUACCGCGAGGGUGGCCUUAACUACCUGGGCAACCCAGCUCUUGUGCAUGCCCAGUCCAUUAUCGUGAUCAUGAUCGUUCAGGUCUUGAUCAUGGCCUUGGCCGAGGGUUACAGAAUAAACGGUGGGCCAGCCGGCGAGGGGCUCGACCCCCUUUAUCCUGGCGGCAACUUCGACCCCCUGGGCCUUGCUGACGACCCAGAUACCUUUGCCGAACUCAAGAUCAAGGAGAUCAAGAACGGACGGCUUGCCAUGUUCUCCAUGUUUGGCUACUACGUGCAGGCCAUCUGCACUGGCAAGGGACCUGUGGAGAACUGGGCGGACCACGUGGCCGACCCAUUCAACGUCAACGGGUUUAACAUUUCCGCAAAGUUUGACCCCUCAUCUUGA
This is a messenger RNA of Ostreobium quekettii, 879 nucleotides long. NCBI's taxonomy places the organism in Eukaryota, Viridiplantae, Chlorophyta, Ulvophyceae, Bryopsidales, Ostreobiaceae. The record is from the annotation of a GenBank genome assembly.